This is a messenger RNA of Oreochromis aureus, 1222 nucleotides long. Its product is annotated as regulator of G-protein signaling 9-binding protein. Gene Ontology annotation, cellular component: photoreceptor outer segment; neuron projection. The record is from RefSeq and is a predicted model, not a curated record. Lineage: Eukaryota; Metazoa; Chordata; Actinopteri; Cichliformes; Cichlidae. Bases 462 to 1202 code for a protein of 246 amino acids. The transcript has a single exon. Gene Ontology annotation, biological process: G protein-coupled receptor signaling pathway; detection of light stimulus involved in visual perception.
UCUUUGAACAUUUUAAGCUGCUGAAGGGAAAAGGCACCGAGCUCUCUACGCAAACGGUUUGGCGGAUGUUGUGACACCUGUGGCUGAAUCGGGAUCGCAAUUUCAUAAAAGGGUGGUUGGAUUGUUUCACGUUCGCAUCCGUCCUGCAGGAGACGGGCUCCGGAGCCGUUUGAUCUCGUGUGGGAAAACACAAAGGUAAUCUAAAGCCUUUUAGGCUACGGACGCAUUAAUUUCUAAGCCACUCUCUGUAUCUGCUUGCACAGGAAGGAGCAUGGAUAGAGAGGAAUUUUCUCUCACCAGCGCGUUGAGUGGAUUUGGAGAGCGGCUGGUGAGCUCCCGUGGAAACUAAACCGAGGUCAGUGGCUAAAGCAUUGCUCGAAUAAGCGCGCUGUUUGCAGCUGCCCUCUUUUUUAAUCAUUUCAUAUUUUCUAAGAAGGAUAUAGAUUUUUUUUUUAUCAGUCAUGGGGAAAGAGGAAUGCAAAACAAUGCUGGACGCUUUGAACAAAGUGACCGCCUGCUACAGGCAUUUGGUCAUCGCUCUUGGGAGCACUUCGGACUCGCAAAACCUGCGAGAGGAGCUGAAGAAGACCCGCAAAAAGGCCCAGGAGCUGGCGGUGGCCAACAGGACUAAACUGACUUCUUUGCUCAAAGAUAAGACCAUCAGCAAAGAGGACCGGGCCGAGUACGAGCGCCUGUGGGUGCUGUUCUCUAGUUGCAUGGAGCUUCUUGAGGUGGACAUGAAAAGGUCCUUAGAGAUAGCACAGGAUUUCCCCCUCAAGGUGCCCACAAGACACCUCAUCCAGACAGGGAUGACCGGCAGCACCACUACGGUGGCGGCCCGGGCCAUGAGCGUGCAGAAUAUGAAGUACGAGGCGGACAGCAAUAUCGACACGGCAGACCUCAGAGACCUGCAGGCCGAGAUCACCCAGGUGAGCCAGAUGAUGGAAGAGAUGGAGAUGAAGGUGCAGGUGGCGCCGUGGGCCGUUGAGGCGAAGCAGGAGGCAGGCGCUGAGCUCAAGUCCAACAUGAGUGUAGGGAAUUCCUCCGUGGGUGUCAUCUCGAUCUGCGAAGAGGAGCCCAAAGAAGAAGAAGGUGGCGGAGGGAGCAGGGAGGCUGGUUUUGCGUCAAUCUGCGCUGUGAUUGGAUUCUUUGUCAUCGUUAUAGUCGCCUUGGUUCUAGGCUAUUUGGUUGUCAAUAUGUGAACUUUCUAACCAAAAGCCCA